Molecule: messenger RNA, 1314 nt
Organism: Bicyclus anynana (squinting bush brown)
Lineage: Eukaryota; Metazoa; Arthropoda; Insecta; Lepidoptera; Nymphalidae
Exons: 1
Coding region: 1-1314 (437 amino acids)
Biological process (GO): deoxyribonucleotide biosynthetic process
Cellular component (GO): cytosol
Molecular function (GO): ribonucleoside-diphosphate reductase activity, thioredoxin disulfide as acceptor
Source: RefSeq, a predicted model, not a curated record
AUGGCAUUUUUACAUCAUAAUUCUUGUGAGUGUGUUAAAUCUGAGUUGGAUUUGUUUGCUUUGCCAUCAACUCAAACGAGUAUUGAGUCAGGACAGUGGAUUCAUUACAACCCUAUUUCUUCACUUACGGAUGAUGGACCUAUUGAAUUCUUAGUACCAGGAAACGGGGAUGAUUAUAUUGAUUUAUCUCACACAUUAUUACAUAUUAAAGCAAAAGUACAAAAUACUGAUGGCACUAACAUUGCACCGACAGCAAACGUUGCCCCUAUAAACAAUUGGUUGCACUCACUUUUUAAUCAAAUAGACAUUUAUUUGAAUCAAAAGCUUGUGUCUCCUCCUAAUAACACCUAUGGGUAUCGAUCAUACAUCGAGACAUUGCUCAAUUAUGGUCAAGCUGCAAAGAAAUCACAUCUCACCUGUGGUCUCUGGUAUAAAGAUACUGCUUCAAAAAUGGAUUCAUGUGACGAUACAAAUCAAGGAUUUUCCGAAAGAGAACAAUUAGCAAGAGGAAGUAAAACAAUUGAAAUGAUUGGGCAUAUACAUGGUGAUAUUUUUAAUCAGGAUAAGUUUUUACUCAAUGGUGUGGAAUUGCGGUUAAAAUUAGUACGCUCCAAAGAUUCAUUUAAGCUUAUUUGUCCUGUACUAGAUAGUAAAUUCAGGGUGCAUAUUUCAAGUGCCAGUCUUAUUAUGCGUAAAGUUCGAAUUAAUCCAAGUGUAUUGCUUGCGCAUGAAAAAGUAUUAUCUAGUACCACUGCAAAAUAUCCGAUCACUCGAGCUGAAGUUAAAGUUAUAACAAUACCAUCCGGAGUACAGGGAAAAAUGCUUGAUAAUGUAUUUUUAGGACAAAUACCGAAAAGAUGCAUUGUUGGUUUUGUAACAAACUCUGCAUUUAAUGGUUCACUAAAUAUGAAUCCCUUUAAUUUUUAUAAUCACGGACUUAAUCAAUUCGGUUUAUAUGUCGAUGGGCAAACAAUACCAUCAAAAAUUUUAGCACCGAAUUUUGAUGAUAAGACAUUCAUUAAUGCAUAUCACACUUUGUUCUCUGGUACAGGGAUUCAUUUUUUAAAUGAUGGAAAUGAUAUUUCUAAAGAGGACUACAAGAAUGGUUUCUGUUUAUUCGCAUUUGAUUUAACUCCUGAUUUGUCGGCUAAUUCAAACUCACAUUGGAAUCUUAUAAAACGAGGCAGUGUUAGAUUUGAAGUUCGAUUUGAAAAAUCUUUGCUCACAACACUUAAUUGUAUUGUUUACGCAGAAUUUGAUAAUGUUAUUGAAAUUAAUAAAAACCGUGAUGUAAACCUAGAUUACAAUAGUUAA